UAAUGACGCGGGGAACGUGAAGGGAGGAGCGCUGAAAUGUUGGGGGCGUCCACGAGUGGGCGCGGCCUGAGUCGUCUCAGCACGUCGUGUCCUUCGCUCAACGUGGACGGGGAGGAGAUCGACGACGACGACUCUCCCACAUGUAAGUCCCCCAUUGGCGGCGGCCCCGUCCUCCCGGGGCCGUGCGCCGCCGGCAGCAGCGGCCACCACCACGCCCUCGCCCACCACCUGGCCAGGCGGGGCUCUGGCCGACUCUCCUCGCGUUCCGACGACGGGGAGACCACCAGCCCUAAUACCCCCAACACCCCCAACACCCCCAUCACCUCCAGCUCCCUGGACGAGCAUCACCUGUGUCCCGACACCCCCAAGAUCAGGGUCAACGACUCAACCCCAACAGGUUCCGAGGAGUUCCUGGACGCGCGGAAGAGUCGUGUAGGGAGCACCAGCGACUGCCACCGCCGCCGCUCCUGGUCCGGCCUGUCCGACGAGGAGAAGAAGCGAGCCAACAGACACAGAAGCAUCAGUCUGAGCAGCCUGGACUCAGACGCGGAAGAGGCCUUCUACGAUGCCGAGGACAGCACCAACACCCAGGGAUCGGACAGCGUGGAUGGCGGGUGUCGCAGAAACGUGGAGAAGCAGAGGUCAAUGUCGGGGUCAUCCUCGCCUGUGACCUAUGGCGGCGGCGGCUCCUCCACCCACUCCCUCAACGACGUCCACUUGCAGGAGAAGAGGAGCUCCGGACCCAUCGAAAAGCCGAGGCUGUUGGCGCCGCGACUCACUCUGCAGAAGUCUGUGUCCACGCCCUCCAUCUUGGCGGGAGUGCAAGCCCAGCCCGCCCAGCAGCCGCCUCAAUCCAAUUACCAGUUAGAAGACACAAAGAGAAGAAAAAGAGGCUCCCUUUUCUUUAGGAAAAAGAAGGACAAACUCAAGAAGAGUUCACACCACUUUGUAACAGUGUGCUACAGUAACUCAGCAACGUGUGACGUGUGCAGCAAGCCAAUGACCAACAAGCCUGCCCUGCGAUGUGAGAACUGCCAGGUGUGUGUACACGAGAACUCCUGCAAGGACCAAAUCUCUGACUGCUCCAAACUCAAGAACCCCAAGCAUAUCCAGCUGGCAGCAGGACUCACAACGCUGGUGAUUCAAAAGCCUGGGGCCGCCACAACACUUGGCACCGCAACCAAAAGCUCCAGUCUGGGUUCCUAUGCAGGCUCAGGAACUGGUGCCCCUCCGGGCACCUCCACCAAGGCACAAGCACCUGUAGUUGCCAGAUCUCGCUCUUCGGCCGCCCAUUCCUCUCCCACACGCCCCACUAGUGUCGCAUCACCAAGUGGCUGCGUGUCCUGGCCCCCGCGGCCCGCUAACCCCCCGGCCCGCCCCAACAGUGGCUGUGUGUCCAGCCCCGUCCGUAGACUGUCCGGCUUCUCGCAGUGGAAGCGAGUGGCUACCAAGUUGGGAGUCAACAAGGUGCAGAGCGAAGAGAAGGAGGCAGAACUACUCCCCCAUGAAGCGUCUGAUGCAAACAUUCUGGAGGUCAAUUCUGCAUCUAUGGAAUCACUGGAUGAAGGAGGUAAUGAAGAGCCAAGCAUAGAUGACAUUGAUGCCGACCCUGAGCUGAGGCUGCUGGACAAGGAGCCAGAGCUGUGGGUGUACACAGUGGAAAAAGAAGUUGUGGAGCAGCUUAAAGAAAAGCAAGUGAAAAAACAGGAACACAUUUAUGAAUUAAUUAUCACAGAGAAACAUCACUGCCGUAUGCUGAAAGUUAUGCAGAAGGUGUUUGCCGAAGGCAUGGCUCGUGAACUAAACAUGCAAGAGUCUAGAAUUAAAAGAAUUUUUCCAUGUCUAGAUGAACUUAUAACAUUACAUUGUUCAUUUCUUUGGAGACUGAGACAAAGACAAAGAGGUACUAAGUACAUUGAAACCAUUGGUGACCUCUUAGUUGAUCAGUUCACGGGUGACAAUGCCAGAGGCCUUAAAGACGCGUAUGGCCAGUUCUGCUCCCAGCACCAGGAUGCUGUAUCUUUCUACAAGGAUAUGCUAAAAAAUGAUCGCAGAUUUCAAGCUUUUGUAAGACAAAAAUCUACCCAUCCUCUCAUGAAGAAGAAAGGCAUCCCAGAGUGUAUAUUAUUUGUGACACACAGAGUCACCAAAUAUCCUCUGAUGCUUGAAGCACUUAUGAAGUACAGUAAAGAUCAAGAGGAGGAGCUUACUGCACUUAAGAAAGCCUUAGAUUUAGUCAAAGAAAUCCUUGUGAACAUUAAUGCUCAAGUUGCAGAAAAGGAAAGAGAGCAGAGAUUAUUAGAAAUAUAUCAUAAAAUAGAUGCCAAGUCUUCUGCUAUAUAUAAGGAUCAAAAGUUCAAGAAAUCAGACUUUUUCUCAAGAAGCAGAAAGCUCAAGUUUGAGGGCUCAGCAAUGUUGAGCCAACAGAAAGGAAAACCCAUUCAAGUACAAGUUGUGGUUCUCUCAGACUUGGUUUUCUUUCUACUAGAAAACAAUGCGAAAUAUUAUUUCUUCUCUCCAGACACAAAGCAAGCUGGUGUAAUACCUUUGGGAAAACUCAUUGUACGAGAAAAAGCUGGUGAAGGGUCAAGAGUUAUCUACCUCAUUUACUCAAAAAAUUCAGCAGAAAUGUUUGAGUUUGAAUGUUCACAUCCAAAGGACAAGAAAAUAUGGAUUGAAUCUAUAAGAGAAGCAAUUGAAAGCCGACCAGAUGAGGAUGAGCUUGGUGACCAUGCAGGUGAAUGCCCUAAGCUGCAAGAAGCACACACAGAGAAGAUCAAAGAUCUUACAGGCUUUCUACAACACAAGGACAGAGAGUUGGCAAGACUAUGUGAAGAAAGGAUGAGCAUAGCACUUGAGCUUUUGGAGCUGCUUGGGCAUGAUGAAAUACAUCCAACUCCCCAGUAUCGCUCAUUGCUGGAUGAAAAUAACAUAGAUUACAACACUGCAAGAGAUCUACAACUUACAUCAAUUACUGAAGCUUUGAAGUUGGUUAGUGGUGCUUGUGGAUGGGGUACCAACCUUGCUCGCUCAGUUAGUUCAGUUGGAGAACACCAGAGCGAGGCCUACGUAUCACCAAGCCUACCAAAACGAGCUGAAACCUUUGGAGGCUUUGAUAAUUCCAGUAAAGAUGCUGCAGGUCAUGCUGGAAAACAAUCUGGUGGCAAAAAGAAAAAAGAUAGCCGUAUGUCACUAACUUCAACUGGAACUACAGACAGUGAUAUUAUUGAGAGUCUCAAGAACCGGCGACCCUCUGGUAGUACGUUGGCUGUUCGCAGUUCUCAGGACAAUUUAAGUAUUAGUUCUUCACUAUCAGGGGAGGCUGUAGCUCAGCCACAACAGGAUGUGGCAGCUAAGCUUAUACACUGGCUCCAUACUUCUCUGGUACUGAGUCAGCAUCACUUAACUCAAUAUGAUAUAUUAAGGUCUAAGGUAGUCCUUGGAGGUGCUUCAGUUGAUAGUCGUUUUCGACAUUCUCAAAAACUUGAAGAACUUCGAAAUAUUCAAGAACAAAUUAGUUUAGAGCGAGCACAGUGGACCAAAGAAAAAGAUGCCCAAGAAAAAUGGAUUGUUGAGAAGAAGAUUGAAAUUCAGAAGAAGCAAGAACAACUGCGUAGCGAGGAACAAGAUAUCCAGCAACAACGAGAAACACUUUAUAGAAAAUUGGAAGCCUUGAAGGCCCAAGGCAUUAUCCUCAGCCCCACCCUUACUGUGUUUACUACUACUCCUCCUUCACAAUUGGUCCAUGAUGAACAACAAGGAGGAAAUUUGAGUGGGGUUGGGAGUGAUAGUGGGCCAACUCAGGGAUCCCCACACAGUUCACCCACCAGCACUGCAGCUCCAACGCGCCCUCGCACAGAUCACAAACACCGCAAUUCCUCAGCUUCUCUCUCAAGCCUAAUCAAGCGAGAUUCCAACCAGUCUCUGCCUACACAUCUCAUAUCAGCUGCUAAUCAGCAGAAAACCCAUAUAGCAUCAGUCAAACAACAAUUGCCCAUGAAACUUGCCAAGCUAGGAAGUAGCAGCAGCUCAGGAUCAUCAUCGUCUAGUAGUGCAGGAGGAGCAUCUUCUCCAAGCCAAGACCGCCAGGAUCACCAUCGAACCCACGCAGGGUCAGUGGCCAGUGGUGGUGUGCAGCAGAUGCUGCCCCUGAAGCUCAGUCAGGGACCUGGAGAGAACAAGGGUUCUCGGAUAACAGUAGGGUAUCAACGACUAGCAUCCCCUCCACCCUCUCUGCAAGAACCAACUAUUGGCCAUUCCCAUCAACGCACAGGCUCAUCACCUGCUACACUACAAAAUGGGUCUCCAGCCACUAGUCCUGGGGCAUUCCCCUCCACUGCCACUACCACCGCCCAGGGUGCUCGUGCCACCCGCACUAACACUUAUCCUAAGCUUCCCAGUAAACCUUCCACACCUGUCACACAGGUUGACACCACCCCAAAGGAAAUGCAGGAGGGAUCUGGUGUGGGUUCCAGUGCACGCCCUGGUCAGCGUAUUAAGGACCCUGACACUAAUCAGGACAUUAUAUUCUGCUAAGAGCUUCUAUUGAAUUAGCUUUUUUUUUUUUUUAGAUUUUUAGUGUCAGAAGUUUGUCAAUUUGCUGGAACACUUCUUUAAGCAGGAUUGGCAUACUUCUGUCAGUCGUAAAUAGUGUCUGUCAUUGUGAUAAAGGCAUUCCUUCCUUUAUACACACCACCACUGUUACGUGAUCCUCAAUGUUUAUCAUACUGUUCUGUGUGCAUUGUAUGCUGUAGAAGUGGGCCUUGUACAUAAGAGUUUCGUAACUGCACACUGUCUGCUGGCUACUGGUACACACACUGGUGGGAGCUCGUACUCUUGUGUGUGAUAGAUACACCCUGAAAUAUCUUUUAGGAAAUAUUGCUUAGCAUAUGUGCAAGGUUGUUGGGUCAGUAUUCAUAUUAAGAAGUUAUAGUAAGUUUUUAUAAAUAUUGUAGGGAAUAAGUGAGAAUAAUGUAAUGUUUGAAAAUGUUUGAACUGAAUGGUUAUUUUUACAGAAGUAUGAAAGUAUGACUGACUGCACAUUCCUGUGGCCUUUACUGCCCUCUGCGUAGGGAAGGGAGCAGCCUCGAGGGGAGAGAGGCUGCUCGUCUUCCAAAAUGCAUUCUCGUACGGGCUGUCGCUGGUGGUGUGGAUAUAGCUGAGUUGUUAAUAUGUUUAAAUGUUUUAUCAAUAUUAACAAAUAAGUUAUAGGAUCUUUUUAUUUAUAUAACUUACAAAAUAUGAAAUUCCAGAUAGCCAGGAUGGCAGUGUGCUCAUUCCAAAGAAUAAUUAUUUCUGUGUUAUAGUUGCUGUGUGUUAGCCCAGAUGGAAUAUAGGGUACCUUAUAUAGCAUAUAUCUAGAAUUCAUGUUUUCCUAAAGCUCAAUGUUUCAGCCAAACGUUUCCAGUUCAGCCUGGCAAGGAUACAGCUGAAAAAUGUGUAUAGUACUAUAAAGUCUUGUUGAGAAGGGGGCAACCAUUGUGCUGAAUGUUUAGAUAGAUGUACAGUGUAAUUAACUACAGCACAAACAUCAACAUUCCUAGGGGUUAUUUUUUGUGUACUUGAAAUGAAAUAACUUUGAUAAUAUGUACAGGUGUUUCUGCAUUGAAUUAUAAGAUUAUACAGUUUACAUCACUUACUGCUUCAUCUUGGUUCCUGUGAUCCUUGGCUAAGGAGUAGUGUUGAGAGGUACAUCUGGAAAAUACAGUAGAACUAGGUAAAAAUUAUACUUUAUAAUACAUUAUAAAUUUAUGAAAAGUCAACUGAUGAUUUACUGCAUGAAGAAGAUAAAGCUGGUGAAAUGGU
Messenger RNA from Eriocheir sinensis (Chinese mitten crab), 5805 nucleotides. RefSeq names its product A-kinase anchor protein 13-like (gene cyst). The transcript has 28 exons. The record is from RefSeq and is a predicted model, not a curated record. NCBI's taxonomy places the organism in Eukaryota, Metazoa, Arthropoda, Malacostraca, Decapoda, Varunidae. Gene Ontology annotation, molecular function: guanyl-nucleotide exchange factor activity. Gene Ontology annotation, biological process: regulation of Rho protein signal transduction. The coding region runs from base 37 to 4536 and encodes 1499 amino acids.